Messenger RNA from Racocetra fulgida, 336 nucleotides. The record is from the annotation of a GenBank genome assembly. Lineage: Eukaryota; Fungi; Glomeromycota; Glomeromycetes; Diversisporales; Gigasporaceae.
GAAGGGAAAUAUCAGGGAAGUGGAAUUGUUAGGGAAGGGAAAUGUCAAGGAGGAGAAAUUUUGGGAAAGGUUAUGGCGGAAAAUGAAAAUGUUGAAAAAAUGAAUAUGUUAGAAAAUGGAUUGUAUAUGUCGGGGAAGAGUUGUCUGGAAAACGGAUACAUCGGAGAAAUGGAUAUGUUGUGUGAAAACAGAUAUGCCAGAGAAACGGAUAUGUCGGGAAAUAGAUAUGUUGGGGAAACUGGUAUGUUGGGGAAAUGGAUAUAUUGGAAAAACGGAUAUGUUGGGAAAAGAGUUUAUGUUAGAGAAUUGAUUUUUGGGGAAAAUAUUGUCAAGAAG